Cuscuta campestris is the source of this 1203-nucleotide messenger RNA. NCBI's taxonomy places the organism in Eukaryota, Viridiplantae, Streptophyta, Magnoliopsida, Solanales, Convolvulaceae. The record is from the annotation of a GenBank genome assembly.
GAGAGGGUGAUACGAAAAAAUCUUUUCCCCUAGGUGAAAAAGGUGUUAGGAACAAAAAAGGCCUAUGAACGCUAGGGUUUGGAGGUAAUCGUCUAGAAACAUUAUAAAAGCUAGGGUUGGAAGUGAAAAUUUCGAUACCGGUUGUUUUUGUCACGUUCAUAGAAGGUCUUGAGCACCUGAGGGGGGCAAGCGGGUUCGAAUUGAGGAGAAGGAGAACGCUCUGGUUUUGCUGCAACCAUGGCGACCAGAUUGCAGUUCGAGAACUCGUGUGAAAUUGGUGUCUUCUCCAAGCUGACAAAUGCUUAUUGCUUGGUCGGAAUCGGUGGAUCGGAAAACUGUUACAGCACAUUUGAAGAGCAGUUGUUGGAUGAAAUUCCUGUAAUUAAAACCUCCAUAGGUGGUAUGCGGAUAGUUGGUCGGCUUUGUGCUGGCAACAAAAACGGUCUCAUUUUGCCUCAUAAUACUACUGACCAAGAACUUCAACACUUGAGGAACAGUUUGCCAGAUAGUGUUGUUGUUCAGCGCGUUGAGGAGAGAUUAUCUGCUUUGGGGAAUUGUGUUGCUUGCAAUGACCAUGUUGCUCUUACACACACAGAUCUUGAUAAGGAAACUGAAGAGCUGAUUGCUGAUGUCCUUGGUGUUGAAGUUUUUAAACAGACGAUAGCAGGGAAUAUCCUUGUUGGCAGCUAUUGUGUUUUUUCUAACAUAGGUGGCUUGGUGCAUCCACAGACAUCCAUUGAAGAUCUUGAUGAACUUUCAACUCUCCUCCAAGUCCCUCUGGUGGCAGGAACUGUGAACCGUGGUGUGGAUGUUAUUGGUGCGGGGUUAACAGUGAAUGACUGGGCAGCAUUUUGUGGGUCAGAUACCACCGCGACAGAGUUGAAUGUUAUUGACAAUGUGUUCAAGCUGCAAAAGGGCAAUCAACCCCGUGCUAUUGUUGACGAAAUGCGGAAUUCGUUGAUUGACAGCUACAUCUGAAAUUUUGCGAUCGCCAUGUUUCACAACCAUUGGCACAGCUUUGUCUAAAGUUUUACAACUGGUGCUUCAUAACUAUUGGCGUCUUUGUUUUAAACGUGUUUGGAUUUUGUAUUGUCUAUUUUUAGCUUUGUCUGGUAUUAUGCUAAAUGGAUGGAUAUUAACAUGAUAAAUACAUUGUUGGUUGUAUUUCUCAAUUUUUACCAGCAAUAAUACUUGCGUUUAUUG